UGGGCUAGGAGAAAUCGUUAGGGUGGGACAAGGUCGGAUAAGGUCGACCAUCUGAACCGGGCAUGGGCCAGGCCCCAGGGCUCUCUCGGGACUUACGGACUGGAGUCGCAGCGCAGCUUUCCAAUUCCGACUACUGUACCCAAGAGCCCUGACUCGUUUUUAACCCAAGCCCAAGCCCAAGCCCAAAUCCAAGCCCAAGCCCAGAAUCCAAGCUUCAAGCCCAGGCCCCUGAAGGGCCCCCGGCAGGCCAUGCCUCUCCGAAGGGGGGCCGAUGAGGAGGAGGGGAUGCAGAAGCCAGCAACAAAGUACAAAGGCUGCGUACGUAUGGCCGCAGUACCAGGAGCGGGGAAGCAGCGGGCAGGGGCAGGCGCGGGUCCACCUGGAGCGCGAGAAAUUCCGCACUUGCGCAGAGGCGGAGCAAAUCGAGCCGUGCCAUGGCGCAGGCGAGAGAGCGGGGCGAUGAUCUGGACCUGAGCGGGCGCAUAUAGCAGCAGCACAGAUCCCGAGCCGAGCAGAUGGCCAGUCGACGACGACGGGUGAGCGUGGCGGCCGUAGCCGGGCGCGAGCGCACUGUAGGAUUUCGGUAUUUGUAGGAAAGCGCGUCCGGUCUUCAUGUCCACUGUGCUAUAAAUGGUAUAGAGCGGAAGUGGGAAGCCCGAGGUUGAAGGAACGAAGGAAGGCAGGCAGCGAUGGAGGGCGGGCCGAUCUGGAGCCAAGCGUAGCGGGCAAGAAGCAAGCAUCGGAGACGAGUCUCCUCCGCUCCCCGCGGGGCGGCUGACCUGGGCAAAUACAGUUGAGCUGCGUCAUUCGCUGGCGGUCGUCGUCUGCUGCUGCUGCCGCUGCCGCUGUUGCUGUUGCUGCUGCUGCAGGAAUAAGGGAGCGAGGCUCUUCUUCUUCAAAGUCUAUAUUCAUCAUCGCUCAAUUCAAUUGAGUGCCUGAUAGAUAAUUCUGCGCUCCAGUUCUUGAAGGUAUGGGAAUUUGCUCACAGAUUCAACGCAGGCCUUACAUUGCCGCGCCCCUAUGGAUUCUCAAGAAUAUGGGUUUUCAGCUGGACGUGUGGUUCAUCACCACGCUGUCGAAGCUGCUGAUUUUCAAAGUGCUCAAAAAAAAUGGAACCAUCAACAAGCGCCUGUUCAACUCGGUGACGAGGACCACGAAGGCGAGGAGGAAGCCGAGCAACGGAGUGUCGUCCGUGGACAUCACCAUCGACCAGACGACGGCAGUGUGGUGCCGCGUGUACGUGCCGACCUACGCUGACCCCGACAAGAAGCUGCCGAUCAUCAUCUACUUCCAUGGAGGCGGCUUCGUGCUGCUGUCGCCCGACAUCAAGGAGUACGACACGCACUGCAGGCGAAUGGCCAAAAUGUCCGAGGUCAUCGUCGUCUCCGUCUGCUACCGCAAGGCGCCCGAGUGGAAGCACCCCACCGCGUACGAGGACGGCUUCAGCGCCCUGCAGUGGGUCCGAUCGCAGGUCUCCACCCCGCACCCGGAUUUCCCCUCGAAUGUCGACUUCUCUCGAGUGUUCCUGGCCGGCGACAGCGCCGGCGGCAACAUCGUGCACCAUGUGGCGGCCAAGGCCGGCGUCAGCGACAUUUCGCCUCUGGUGUUGGGCGGAAUUUUGCUCAUUCAGCCCUUCUUCGGAGGCGAGGAGCGCACGGUGUCGGAGAUUCGGUUCAAGCACGGCAAGCUGUGCGAUCUCAAGGAGUCCGAUUGGUACUGGAAGGCAUUUCUGCCCGUGGGAUCCGACCGCGACCAUCCUUCUUGCAAUGUGUGCGGGCCCAAGUCGCCGGCCUUCGCCACGCUCACUCUUCCCAGGAUGCUGGUGAUUAUCGGAGGGCGCGAUCCCCUGCAAGACAGGCAGAUUCAAUACGGCGAGGCCAUGCAGAAGGCCGGCAAGGAGUGCACGCUCAUCAACUACGAGAAGGCCUUUCAUGGAUUCUUCGCCUUCCGGGGCAUCAAGUACACGAGCAUGCUGCACUACGAAAUCGAGGAGUUCGUGCACCCUCCGACGGCGGAGGACAAGAGCUAUCAGGGCUCGACGACUCCGCGCAUGAGCACGGCUUCCUACCUGGAUGAAGUCUCGAGGCAAGGGAUCCGAAGCAGCCACCAAAGUCUGCAGUUCCAACAACAGCACGGCACGCACACUGAGUCGGCCAAUUGACAGGUUCGUCCAUCGUCCCACGUCACGGCCCCCACCGUCGUUUGGUCAGCAGCAGUCGGAUUCCUUCACCGAAUAUGUAAAUAAACGAUGCUCGGACAAAAGCUGACCACUCGUAAUGCCUCGACGGGCUCUUUUUUCAUGCGCACUGAUCCUUCCAUCAGUUGACAAAAUUUCGAAGGAGGUUCCAGUGUGCUCUCGGGGAAUCUACUGGGGCCCUCGUCACACCACCACCACCAUCACUCGUGUGACGAAAGGUCAGAGAUUUGUGCUACUUCUUCAAGGCUCUGCUCUUCUCUGCGCUGGACCUGCUUCAGUACAGAGUCUUAGACUAUGACGCGCGAUGGACGCUGUGUGCUUCUGUUCUGGAGGUGUUGGUGAUUUACAGGGAGUUUCUCGGCUCCUACCGUCGGGGACUAGCGCAUGCCGGAAGAUCUCCGCAGCGACAACCAUUCCUCCAAGGAUUGGUGCUUCGCAGUCUUCUCCAAGGCCAGGCUUCAUCAGCACACGAAGCCCACACUGAACUCGUAAGCCCCUUCUGAAUUGCAAGACUUCAGCCAACCAUUCCAGCGGGCAAGCGUCAUCCACUUAGCGAAGCCUACUGCUUAUUAUACCUCGCUAGUUUCUGGUAGGAGUAGUUGUGGUAGUUUUAGAUCUGCCCUCAAUUGAAGUACCGAACAACAGGUCUCUCCAUGUUCAUGUGUUGGAAGGGUAGGCUUCAUCGGCAAUGCUCACCAUUUGAAGCUGUCCUCAGUCGAUCAUCCCAUCUCGGAAUUCUCUUCCUCUCCUGAGCUCACUGCUCAUUAUUCCCCUUUGUCGUUGUAGUUUCUCUGGGCCAGUGGAUCAAGUUUCACUCCUGCCGCGUUAUUUACUGGAUUGCUCCGUGCAUUGGACCUGAACGGCUGGUCCGUCACUCGGGUGCGUAUCGUCACCACAAGAUUGCGUGAAUGGCUUUCAUUUUAGUCACGAACCAGCCUACCCCAUCAUCCCCGAUCGAUCAACCUCGAGAGGACUGGGCCGUGCUACCCACGCUCUGGCGAAGGAGCUAUCGGGUGUCCUUGACAUGAGUUGAAUUAAAUUUUGUAAUAAUAGAUGUAGAAUAUCGUAAAUGUAGAAAGCUUAGAUCGUGAAACCACACGGAGCGUGUGUGAUUUCUCACAAAUUGGAGUUUCCCAGCACCAAGAAUUGUGUCUGUGAUAUCUCUGGACGAAAGCAGUCAAUCAAUCUUGCCUUGAGGCUGUGUGCAACUAAACUAAGUUCCUAAAGUACUGAGGCCUUUGUGUUCCUUGUGAUGAAAGGAAUCUAAUCUCCGUCGUGGCUUUCAGCAUUCUGGGCUUUCGCCCUUCAAGCUGUGUCUCAUAUCGAAGAGAAGAUAAGGUGAUGUAUAUUAAACUCUUUACUUAUAAUCUGAUUUUUCCUGCCUUGAGAAAUGCAGAUGGAUAUUUUAUUUUCUCUUAUUUUCCCAUGUAGCAACUCCCAGCGAGGGCCCGGGGUCUAUGGUCUUCUGGCUAAUACUGGUGUCUGCAGUUUAUAUGCUGAUCAAGUUUUUCAAUCAGACCAUUCCUCUGUCCUGCAAGAAGAGAUGGUGAUGUAUAAUAAUCCUGUAUGGAUAUCAUAAAUUUUUUUCCUGCUUCAAGAGAAGUAGAUGCUGAUGC
Molecule: messenger RNA, 3813 nt
Organism: Marchantia polymorpha subsp. ruderalis
Lineage: Eukaryota; Viridiplantae; Streptophyta; Marchantiopsida; Marchantiales; Marchantiaceae
Source: the annotation of a GenBank genome assembly